AUGGGAGACCCAUUCCCAUACACAAUUUUCUCUCUGCUCAAUAGAGGAACUCCCUAUCAUGGCGAUCCGACAACAGAGUGGGAAGGACCCAACUCCGGUGGACAUUUCAAUGCAGAACAAGUCUCAGACACCGGAUAUGUCAUCAUGGACAAUUAUCAGCCUGAAACUGACUGGGUAAGAGUUCCCAUCAGUUUGUUGAGCGGACCAUUAUUUGAUCUGGUCCGAUGGUACAUCAAACAGAGUGCUAGAUACCUAGGAUGGAGUCAACGGGAAUGGCAAAACUAUGCCUUCCUUCUGAGCACCCUCAUGCGGAUGCGUGACCCCUUGGAGAGUCAGGCCACUUGCUUGAUGAAUGAAGGAGCCCUGUACUUUGGAGACAAUAUGGACCAUGUUCUUCAAACUGAGCAAUUCAGUCUGAGCACGCAACUUGUCAAUGAGAUUCAAUCCUGGUACAUUAUCAAUGAUAAAAGCUUACUCUUUCAGACCUGGAUCUUGCGGUCUCAGUUAAGUAACCCCAAGUUCAACAUCAUAAACUGGUACAAUAAAACCGUUGAGCAGAGUCUUCAGAACCUGUGCAAUGAGCUCCUUACCGGAGUGGAUGAGACAGCGGUUUUUGACUGGCUGUACCAAGUACCCACCGGCCCUGAAAAAAGUGCUGUCUUGGAAAUGGUGGCAGACUUGACUAGACAUUGUCCCAAUGCCCAAUUUGAGGAAGUAGGAUCUCAAGCUGUUACAAUAGAACUCAAUGGUCAGCAGAUUCCCUCAGGAACAUACCCAGCUUUGGAACAAAACGCGGCAAUAACCAAAGAUUACAAGAGAAUGUUGCCCCAACCAGUCGUGGUCACAGUUCUGGUAAAUCAACAACCGGCGCGGGCUCUAAUUGAUUCUGGGUUAUUAGCGGACUUUAUGUCAUCAACUCUUGCCAAUCAGUUGAAGGUUCCUCUGUCAAAACUAGCCAAGCCUCUUCCCAUUCAGUUGGCAGUUCAAGGUUCUCAUUCUAACAUCAGCUUUGGGACAUGA
Molecule: messenger RNA, 1020 nt
Organism: Serpula lacrymans var. lacrymans S7.9
Lineage: Eukaryota; Fungi; Basidiomycota; Agaricomycetes; Boletales; Serpulaceae
Exons: 1
Coding region: 1-1020 (339 amino acids)
Source: RefSeq, a predicted model, not a curated record